AGACGGAACCGCUCCCGGAUGAUCUGCGUCCCAGAAGCCUACUCUGUUACGAGAGUUAAUGUGAGGACGCCUACAGUCAGCGCCAGGAACAGACACGAGUGGAAGCACCUGCAGGAUCUCAGCAUUCCAGAAUGCACAGCUGGAGAAGUGGAGCUCCUGUUGGGCGCCAACUGCUUGGAAGCAGUACUUCAGACGGAGGCCAGGGUAGGUCAACGUGGGCAGCCAACAGCCAUCAGGACCGCCUUCGGAUGGUCGCUGACCGGGAGUGUCUUCGGUUGUAAGCCAGACGGACCCAAAGAAGUGAUGUUUCUCCAGAAAGCAGACCAAGAACUCACCGACACUCUCCAGGACUGGUGGAGUACAGAGGCCUUCGGGACCAAGCUCGCCGGAGAUGGGCUCUCCCCAGAAAAUGUGAAGACAAUGAAGAUCCUGGAGGAAACGACAAGGCGAGUGGGUGACAGCUACGAAGUCGGUCUGCCCUGGCGUGACGAGCAAGCGGAGAUGCCAGACAACCACAAGAUGGCUCUAAAACGUCUCACGUCGUUGGAACACAGCCUGAUGCGGAAGUCAGAGAAAGCCAAGCUGUAUUCUGAGGUCAUUGAAGGAUACGUGGAUCAGGGAUACGCCCGAAAGGUCUCCUCAGAAGAGAAGCAGCUCAAGGAGAAGAAAAGAUGGCUGCUUCCUCAUCACGCCGUCACACGGCCGGACAAGCCGAAGCCUCGUGUGGUGUUUGAUGCGGCUGCCGAACAGGACGGGAUUUCUCUCAACACGGAACUCCUCAAAGGACCUGACUUGCUCCAGAACCUGUGUGCAGUUCUGCUACGUUUCAGGGAGGAGCAGUGCGCCCUUGUCGCUGACAUCUAUCAGAUGUUUCACCAGAUUAGAGUGCGUCCACAGGACCAGCCAGCACUCUCCUUUCUGUGGAGGAGUAUCGACCUCAAGAAACCUCCCGACAUGUACCAAAUGUGUGUUGUGAUAUUCGGGGCCAAGUGUAGCCCUACCGUGGCCAAUCACAUCCUGCGCCGCGCUCUGACGGAGAACCCUGGGACCGGGGGGACCGAAGUUGAUCGUGAGUCACUGGUAGCAAGCUUCUACAUGGAUGACUACCUUCGGUCGGAACCAAGUGUGGAAGCAGCAAGGGCUGCGCGCCGGGAAGUCACGACCCUCUUGCGCCAAGGAGGGUUCCGCCUAACCAAGUGGCGCAGCAAUCUGCCAGGGCUGCUGGAAGACAUUGAAGAAGACGACCGUGACGUCAGUCAGAAGACUCUCACGUUGGUAAAAGGUACACCGCAAAAGGCGCUGGGUUGUGUGUGGUCCCCCAGCGCGGACACUCUCAGUGUCCGUGUGAAAGAGGUUGAUGUGGCCUCUACGAAGCGAGGGGUGUUGCAGAGAACAGCCAUGCUCUUUGAUCCGCUUGGGAUCAUCACUCCGUUUGUGCUGAUCGCCAAGUGCCUCAUACAGACGCUGUGGCAGAAGAAGCUGGCAUGGGACGAAGACAUGCCCGAAGAAGAGCUGGUGAUAUGGAAGAACUGGCUGGGAGAACUGUCCUAUCUGGAAGAUCUGGCUGUACCUCGAUGCUUGAAGUCUGCUGUCACUGAAGAGGUUCACACGGUCGAACUACAUCUGUUCGCUGACGCUUCAGAGCGUGCCUUUGCCGCCGCAGGGUACGUUAGGUUCACAGACGCCGCGGGUCACCACCACAGUGCCCUCAUCAUGUCGCGCUCGCGAUUGGCUCCGCUCAAGCAGUUGUCCAUUGUGCGUCUUGAGCUGCAGGCGGCGGUCUUGGCGGUGCGUUUGGCGGGCAUCAUCAGGAAGGAGAUGUCGUAUGCCUUCAGCCGAACUGUGUUCUGGACGGACAGUCAGGUGGUGCUCCAGUUCAUCUCUAACGAAAGUCGCACGUUCCGUACCUUUGUCGCCAACAGGGUAGCGGAGAUUAGAGAAUCGUGUGAACCAUCUGAUUGGAAACAUGUACCAGGAAAGCAGAACCCAGCGGACAUAGCCUCUCGAGGGAUGUCAGCCUCGAUGCUGAAGGAGUGUGACCUCUGGUGGUCGGGACCCGAAUUCCUGACCCAAGACGAACAAGAGUGGCCGAAGACGCGGAUCCCGGGUCUCCAUCCAGAGCAACCUGAACUCAGGAGGACCUCUGUGAAGACGAUAGUCGCCUUCGUCGGUGAUUCGCAGUCCAGGCUCGUGGAUCCUUCGGCCUACUCGUCGUGGAGCAAGUACCGGCGAGUAGUGGCCUUGUCUCUGCGGUUCGUCAGCAAUCUCAGAUCAGCGAUAACAAAGAAGCCCAAGCAGAGCGGAGUGCUGAACGUCGACGAGCUGAAGAGAGCAGAACUCCUGAUCUUUCGGGAAGACCAGGCAAAGAUGGCGCUCGACUCGCCAACUGACCUGUCUCUCUUUCGUGACGACCAGGGCCUCAUCAGGGCGAAGGGUCGCCUUGGUAGUGCACCACUGGCUGAGAUCUCCCGAGAGCCGAUCGUGUUGCAUCCCUCCAGUGAUGUUACGCGACUGAUCGUCUCAGAUCUUCACGUGAGAUCCAUGCACGCGGGAAUGAGCCACACUCUGAACCAGUUUCGGUUCAUCGGACGGCGAGGGAGGCCGAGGUGUAUCUGCUCUGACAAUGGCACCAACCUGGUGGGCGGAGAGCGAGAGCUGCGAGAGGCGUUGGCUGAAUGGAAUCAGCGGAAGAUCGACGAGUCUCUCAGCCAGAUGGACAUCGUGUGGAAGUUUAAUCCACCGACGGCGAGUCAUAUGGGUGGUGCCUGGGAAAGGCUCGUCGCCUCGGUGAAGAGGGCCCUCCGUGCCGUGUUGGGAAAUCAGACGGUGUCCGACGAUGUCCUGCACACGACUGUCGUCGAGGUGGAGUAUGUCAUAAAUUCACGCCCGCUCACCUACGUCUCAGGAGCCAACAGCGAUCCGGAGUCGAUCACUCCAAACCACUUCCUUCUUGCUGGAGAGACGGCGAGCGCGUCAGGACUUCCUCCGGGCGUCUUCGAGGACGGCGACACGACCCGCAAACGUUGGCGGCAUGUGCAGAUGCUCACGAAUCAAGUGUGGAGAAGGUGGUUGCGGGAGUAUCUGCCGACUCUCAUCUCGCGCAAGAAAUGGAACAAGGAGAGACCAAAUCUCGCCGUGGAUGAUGUCGUCCUGGUGAUGACGGAGGACACGCCUAGAGGCUUCUGGCCUCUUGGUGUGGUACAGGAGACCUACCCAAGCGCUGAUGGGACCGUGCGUUCGGUCCUCGUCCGUACACCGACUGGGGUGUACAAGAGACCCAGCCUCAAGCUUUGUGUGCUAGAGAGGUCUAGUUCCCAGUAA
Messenger RNA from Amphibalanus amphitrite, 3321 nucleotides. RefSeq lists its product as uncharacterized. NCBI's taxonomy places the organism in Eukaryota, Metazoa, Arthropoda, Thecostraca, Balanomorpha, Balanidae. Gene Ontology annotation, biological process: DNA integration. Gene Ontology annotation, molecular function: nucleic acid binding. The record is from RefSeq and is a predicted model, not a curated record. The annotation marks the transcript as partial. The transcript has 2 exons.